AUGUCUCACCACCACUCAGCCUGGACCGCGAACCGGUUCGGAUCUCGGCCAGGCCACCCUACCGAUCCGCACCGUCACCACUGGAACGCCAUCCAAGACUCUCUUCACCCCAUCUACCCGCGCCCUCGUUCCAACGUCCAGCUCGACUAUCUCGACGAAAUUAUGCCUGCGCCGCGAUUGAAGGAUCACGUUGACACCUUUUUUGGACCGGUCAGUGACGGUGGAAGUACGAACAAAGACGCCCACUUCACCCCCGUCCACCUACACGCCUCCCACCACGCCGACCUCUUCGACGAUUUCACGCGCGACCGCCUCCCAGCCUCGGAAGACAUCUACGUGCCUCCGCACCUCCAGCCUCUUAACCCCGAAGACGAAGACGACGUGGUGCCCGACCAACACGCUGCGUUCGGCAUCCAAAAGGCUACACAAAAGACGCGCGAGCCGGCCUGGAGGGAUUUAGGACUGGAGGAGCUGAUGCAGCAGGGUCCCGGGGCGCCGGGGGCCGGGCUGGGAUUAGGGAAUGGCGGAGUGGGUGGUGGGAGUACGGCGGGGGUUGCGGGGGGUGGAGGACCAGGGGCGGGGAAUGGAGGGAGGAGCAGGGUGGCUAGGAAGAAGAUGAGAGCCGGUGGGCAUGGGGGGUUGCCGAGGUGAAAAGUAAUGUCGAAGUGGAAGGGGGGAUGGUGAUGAUCGGGACAAGAGGAGAUGGAUGGAUAUGACACACAAUGACGGCGGCGCAUGAGCGACGCGAUACAACGCUGGCGAGCGAACAGCUACGGAACAUUUGCGGUUAUAGCAUGGGCAGGAGUUCGGGUCUCCCUUUUGCGACUCGGUGACGGAGCGCAACGCACGGAGUUGGAAGGUCAAAAAAUUAUACAGGUCACCUUGACGGGCAUGGAUCACAGAACAACAGAUAACAUCACGACAGACGGCAGGUUGGAAGCGGCGUAUGGCGACAUAGCUAGGAUGGCGCAAGUUUGCUUAUCAGAGAUAUCCCAUGGGCUUUUGCUGUUAAAGUUAUGUACCCAAAACAACUUAACUUUCCUCUCC
Neurospora hispaniola is the source of this 1047-nucleotide messenger RNA. Its product is annotated as Apc13p protein-domain-containing protein. The transcript has 2 exons. Gene Ontology annotation, cellular component: anaphase-promoting complex. NCBI's taxonomy places the organism in Eukaryota, Fungi, Ascomycota, Sordariomycetes, Sordariales, Sordariaceae. The record is from RefSeq and is a predicted model, not a curated record. The coding region runs from base 1 to 651 and encodes 216 amino acids.